Messenger RNA from Solanum dulcamara, 3222 nucleotides. Its product is annotated as alpha,alpha-trehalose-phosphate synthase [UDP-forming] 6-like. Bases 409 to 2982 code for a protein of 857 amino acids. Lineage: Eukaryota; Viridiplantae; Streptophyta; Magnoliopsida; Solanales; Solanaceae. The record is from RefSeq and is a predicted model, not a curated record. The transcript has 4 exons. Gene Ontology annotation, cellular component: cytosol. Gene Ontology annotation, biological process: trehalose biosynthetic process. Gene Ontology annotation, molecular function: catalytic activity.
CUUUUUAGGCAGCUCCCACCCACAUUAAAGAUAACAAAAAGAAAGAAAACACCAUUGUUGUAGUAGCUUAGCUGGCUUUUUCUCUUCAGUCUUUACACUCAAUUUAUUUUGUUUUUCACUUUAGGGUUUCCACUUUUAGGAAUUCAAAGUGUUCAAUAACUGGAAAGAGGAAAAAGCAGAAGGCAGAAGUUGCAUCUCAUAGAUAUUUAGUUCUUUGGUUUUACAGGAAAGAGGAAAAAGCAAAAGGCAGAAGUUGCAUCUCAUAGAUAUUGAUUUGGGGGAAGUUUUCUGAAGUGGGGUUGUGUUUAUUUCUUUCUAUGUUAGGAGCUUACUACAGAGAGAGAGAGUGUUUUGGUUUGGUGGACUUGGUGUUAUUAGUUAGUGAAAAGGGAUCUUUUUGUUGAAAAAAUGGUGUCAAGAUCCUAUUCCAAUCUCUUGGAGCUGGCCUCAGGUGAGGCUCCUUCGCCGUCUUUUGGGCGAAUGAGCCGGAGGAUUCCACGUAUUAUGACCGUUGCCGGGAUAAUGUCUGAUCUGGAUGAUGAUGGAUCAGAGAGUGUUUGCUCAGAUCCAUCAUCAUCUUCAGCUCAAAAAGAUAGGAUAAUUGUUGUAGCUAAUCAAUUGCCAAUUAGAGUACAAAGGAAAACUGAUGGCAGUAAAGGAUGGUUAUUCAGCUGGGAUGAGAACUCACUUCUUCUCCAGCUGAAAGAUGGUUUAGGAGAUGAUGAAAUUGAGGUUAUAUAUGUUGGUUGUCUUAAGGAAGAAAUCCACCCGAAUGAGCAAGAUGAGGUUUCACAAAUACUCCUUGAGACAUUUAAGUGUGUCCCUACUUUUGUUCCACCUGAUCUGUUUACUAAGUACUACCAUGGAUUUUGUAAACAGCAGCUUUGGCCUUUGUUCCACUAUAUGUUGCCCCUUUCACCCGAUCUAGGUGGUCGAUUCAAUCGAUUACUGUGGCAGGCUUAUGUUUCUGUAAACAAAAUUUUUGCUGAUAGGAUCAUGGAAGUGAUCAACCCGGAAGAUGACUUUGUGUGGGUUCAUGACUAUCAUCUCAUGGUACUGCCUACAUUCUUGAGGAAGAGAUUCAAUAGAGUAAAGCUUGGAUUUUUCCUGCAUAGCCCGUUUCCUUCUUCCGAGAUAUAUAAAACAUUGCCUAUUCGCGAAGAAAUCUUACGAGCUCUCUUGAAUUCGGAUUUGAUUGGGUUCCACACUUUUGACUAUGCGAGGCACUUCCUCUCGUGUUGCAGUCGGAUGUUAGGCAUUUCUUAUGAGUCGAAAAGGGGUUACAUAGGCCUCGAGUACUAUGGCAGGACUGUAAGUAUUAAAAUUCUGCCAGUGGGUAUUCAUAUGGGGCAGCUUCAACAAGUCUUGAGUCUCCCAGAGACGGAGGCGAAAGUUUCCGAGCUCGUGCAGCAGUAUAAUCAUCAGGGAAGGACAUUGCUGCUUGGAGUUGAUGACAUGGACAUAUUUAAAGGGAUUAGUUUGAAGUUAUUGGCAAUGGAACAACUUUUAUUGCAGCACCCAGAGAAGCAGGGGAAGGUUGUUUUGGUGCAGAUAGCCAAUCCUGCUAGAGGGAAAGGAAAAGAUGUCCAAGAAGUGCAGGAUGAAACAAAUUCGACGGUGAAGCGAAUUAAUGAAGUAUUUGGAAGGCCUGGGUAUCAACCAGUUGUAUUGAUUGAUAAGCCACUGAAGUUUUAUGAAAGGAUUGCUUAUUAUGUUGUCGCAGAGUGUUGCCUGGUGACUGCUGUCAGGGAUGGCAUGAACCUUAUACCAUAUGAGUACAUAAUUAGUCGCCAAGGAAAUGAGAGGCUGGAUAAGGUUCUGAAACUGGACUCUUCUACACCAAAGAAGAGCAUGUUGGUUGUGUCUGAGUUUAUUGGGUGUUCUCCCUCCUUGAGUGGAGCAAUCCGAGUGAAUCCUUGGAACAUUGAUGUAGUUGCCGAUUCAAUGGACUCUGCUUUAGUAAUGCCUGAGCCAGAGAAGCAGCUUAGGCACGAGAAACAUUACAGGUACGUUAGCACCCAUGAUGUUGGAUACUGGGCUCGCAGUUUCUUGCAAGAUUUGGAGAGAACAUGCAAGGAUCAUGUGAGACGAAGAUGCUGGGGUAUUGGAUUCGGCUUAAGUUUCCGGGUUGUUGCACUUGAUCCGAAUUUUAGGAAGCUUUCAAUGGAGCAUAUAGUUUCAGCAUAUAAAAGGACAAGAACCAGGGCAAUCCUUCUGGACUACGACGGAACUUUGAUGCCUCAAAAUGCAAUAGACAAGAAGCCAAGUGCUAAAACAAUUCAAAUCAUCAAAACUUUAUGCAGAGACAAGAACAAUAUGGUGUUCAUCGUCAGUGCUAGAAGCCGUAAAACACUAGCUGACUGGUUUCCAACUUGUGAGAAACUUGGUAUUGCAGCCGAGCAUGGCUAUUUUUUGAGGAUGAAUCAAGAUGAAGAAUGGGAAACGUGUAUACCAGAAGUAGAAUGUUGUUGGAAAGAAAUUGCCGAGCCUGUUAUGCAACUUUACACUGAGACUACUGAUGGAUCAGUUAUUGAAGACAAGGAAACAUCAAUGGUAUGGUCUUAUGAGGAUGCGGAUCCUGAUUUCGGAUCAUGUCAGGCUAAAGAACUUCUUGAUCACCUAGAAAGUGUCCUGGCUAAUGAACCGGUCACUGUCAAAAGUGGACAGAAUAUAGUGGAAGUUAAGCCCCAGGGUGUAAGCAAAGGGCUCGUUGCCAAGCGCCUCCUUAACGAAAUGCAAGAGAAAGGAAUGUCACCUGAUUUUGUCCUCUGCAUAGGGGAUGACCGAUCGGAUGAAGACAUGUUUGAGGUGAUCAUGAGCUCUGUUUCUGGCCCGUCCAUGGCUCCAGCAGCAGAAGUCUUUGCUUGCACUGUUGGCCGGAAGCCCAGCAAGGCAAAAUACUAUCUCGAUGACACGACCGAGAUAGUCAGGCUGAUGCAGGGUUUGGCCUCUGUUGCUGAACAAAUGUUACCACAGAUGUAAAGGCCAAAUGAGACCUUUCUCAGUUUUUUUGUUUCUUGAUAAGUUGUAAAUUAAUGGAACUAUAGAGAAACUGCAUUAGUUGUACUUGAAUGUCUCUUUGUUUGCUUGUUUCUUGGUGAGUUGUAAAUUAAUGGACUAUAGAGAAGCUGCAUUUUGUUCAAUUCGCGUUCACAGCAUCAGUAAAAUUUGCCUCUCUACCUCGUGGAGGUAGGGUUAAGGUAUGUAUAAACUCUAUCCUUU